Molecule: messenger RNA, 1101 nt
Organism: Dentiscutata erythropus
Lineage: Eukaryota; Fungi; Glomeromycota; Glomeromycetes; Diversisporales; Gigasporaceae
Source: the annotation of a GenBank genome assembly
AUGCACACCUUUCAUUUAUCAAGAAUCCGUAUUCAGAGGCAUCAAUUUUCUCCAAAAGUUUCGUUUUUAAACAAAGGCUUCGCCUUCCACCAGGAGUUUCGCUUUUCACCGGGAAUUUCACCUUUUUCCAGGGGUUUCGCUACUUCACCAAAGGGUUUCGUUUUUCGUCGUUCACAUAAAUGGCUCACUAUAGGUGUUGGUGUUUGUGUUACGGCUGUUGCCUUUCAAACUUUACGUUAUCAAUAUAAAAAACGCAAAAUAAAUCAAGAAGACGAUCCACAAGUAGUAAAGCGUCCUGUACUUGAUCCUUGGCAGAUUGAAAAUCCCGAUCUUAAGACCUAUCCAAAUUUAGGUUCUUUUUUUAUUAGAUCAUUAAAACCUGGUGUACGACCAAUAGAUAAUAAUGCUGUCCUCGUAUCACCUUCUGAUGGUAGAAUUAUUAAUUUUGGAUUAAUAAACGAUGGAUGGGUAGAGCCAAUAAAAGGAAAUUCUUAUUCGCUAAGUGCACUGUUAGGACGUGAUUAUAUCGACAAUGCAAACAAUUCAGAAUUACCAAUAGACAUUUCGCCUGAUAGUACUUAUAAAUGGCAAAUAAAUAAAAAGGAAAAUGGACUUUUCUAUUGUACUAUUUAUCUUGCUCCUGGGGAUUAUCACAGAUUUCAUUCUCCAACAAAUUGGGUUGUUGAAGCAAGGCGUCAUUUCGCGGGUGAAUUAUUCUCAGUAUCACCAUACAUGUUAAAUUUGUUACCAGAUUUAUUUGUCUUGAAUGAACGGGUUGCAUUAUUAGGAAGAUGGAAACAUGGUUUUUUUGCAAUGAUACCAGUUGGAUCUACUAAUGUUGGAUCAAUCAAGAUUAAUUUUGAUCAGGUUCUUCGGACGAAUCAAAAUGGAGCUACUGUUGGGACAUAUACAGAAAUGUCCUAUAAAAAUACUAGUAAGAAUAUAGAUGGUCAACCAUUAAGGAUUGGUGAAGAAAUUGGUGGAUUUCUCUUUGGCUCUUCCAUGCUACUAAUAUUUGAAGCGCCAUUGAAUUUUAAAUUUUGUGUAACACCAGAACAAAAAACUCGAGUCGGUCGAAAGCUAGGACAGGAUGGCGACUGA